Chara braunii is the source of this 1403-nucleotide messenger RNA. The record is from the annotation of a GenBank genome assembly. NCBI's taxonomy places the organism in Eukaryota, Viridiplantae, Streptophyta, Charophyceae, Charales, Characeae.
CGGAGAUACCAAGUUUAGGGUUGACGAAGGGUGAAUUCUUACGAUUACGGAAAAAAGACAGGAAGUGGAUCGAGUCGCCCUAGUGCCAAGGUGAUGGCGAAUCAAACGGAAUAUGGGAGGAAUAUUCCUACGAAUCCAUCGGCGUCAGAAGAGGCCAACGAUAGGCCAUGGGAAUCGGUGGGCAGAUGUUACACGCAAGGAGUGUGCCCGGAUGAUGCUUCGCUGGGGGAGGUGCUAGAAGAUGCUGACGGUAAACGGUUUGUGGUCAACAGCCAGGUCAACGCGGUGAAAGAUGCCUGGCUAAAAGACCAUACGUUGAUAGUCACUUUUCAAGGAGAAGCGAGGCAAUUGUCAAGGCAAGUUAAAGAAGACCUGAUUAGGGCGUAUGAAGACGGCUGGUUUGUGAAUAAACUCUUUGGCCAUGAUGCCGAACGAGAGCGAGUGAAUUUUGAAGGGGCAAACGUUGUGGCCUACGUGGCUAGGCCGGAGCGGAUAGCUACUUGGCUCCUCCGACAAAGGGAGUUAUCGAUUAAAUUGAAGGAUUCGGAAGAGUACAAAGUGACGUUCAAACCAUGGUUCCCUAUUCAAGAGUUGAAAGAAAUGAAACUACAAGAGGCCGAGGUGAAAUUUUGGAUAAUGGCGCUACGCGUCCCGCUGGAUGCAUACCAUUACCUACGAAGUGAGGUACAAGGGGAUAAACAAUCAGAACACUUUGAAGGAUCAGUGGAGAAAAGAUCUGCGAUGUCUAGCUCGUCAGCAGCGAAGAAUACAGAAAACGAAGAAAUGGUGGGAAACGCCAACUUGGGCGCGCGGGAGGAUCGACGAGCAGAUACAGUGCGGAAAAGUCAAGUGGAGAAGGUGCAGAGAAGAUUAGUACUUGUGCUUUGCACUAUGGCAAAUGAUGGUGUCUACUUCCUGGCCCUGGCCCAGAUAGAUGGUACUCCAAUGAUGUCGUCAGUGGACUUGGACCACUCACAUAUGCCUUCGGAGAUUGUCGAUUUCACGAAGUCAUUAUAUGGGCAACAUGUGGCCAUCAGGCUUAUUCCAAAAUCAACCAUGGUGAGUCUGAUUGUUGAAUCAGGGGAGAAAUACUACAAGUUGUACUUUCCAUUGCUGGAUGCCAGAUUACCUCUGGAACUGGUGGAUUCGUUGACGCAGGCCGGAGUGAGGUGGGUCCACAUGUCGAAGCUAUCUGACCAAUUCAUGGAAGAGCUUGAAUCCAUCAAGAUCACCCCAGACAUUUCGACGGUUGUGCUGAGAAACGUUAAUGAGAAAUUGCAAGAGGAAGAAUGCUUGCAAUCUUCGUUCCUCGCAAGGGCACUAACAGCAGACUGACAGACCAUCUCUGCAUCGAAUUCUUCUCAAGGGAGUACGAGAGACAAAUCUAGAACAACACGAAGAUC